GAGGAAGAAGUGCAGAUGGAUUUAAUUUGGCUCAAAGGGACUAGCAUAUACAACCACUCACGCACUAUCCAUUCAGACUUUCGGUGAUACCCCAACGCAGCGUAGACUACAGCGAUGUCUACCUCUGCCACAUAUUCGCGAUCCUCACGUGAGUCCGCAAGUCUCAUAGGACAACGUCGCGACAUGCCACCAGCUUAUACUGAAGUUCAUAGCAACUCAACGGACCAGAUUCUCAUCGCAGUGAUGGGUGCUACCGGCGCUGGGAAAUCUUCAUUCAUCAACUUAGUUUCAGGAUCCGACCUAGAGGUCGGGACAGGCUUGAGAUCGUGCACCCGAGGUGUAGAUAUUUCGUCUCCUUUCACCAUAGGCGGUCGCACAGCAACCUUGAUCGACACUCCCGGAUUCGAUGAUACCAACCUCUCGGAUACCGAGGUUUUGACCAUCAUCUCUCUCUUUCUGUCCACGAUAUAUGAGCAAGGCGGCGUCCUCAAUGGUGUCCUCUUCUUUCAUCGGAUCUCCGACGUCAGGAUGGGAGGCAUCUCACGUCGAAACUUCAACAUGUUCAGACAUUUGUGCGGAGACGAAGGUCUUCGCAAUGUCGUCAUUGUGACCAACAUGUGGGACGAGGUGUCGGAGGAACAAGGACUCGCGAGAGUGCAACAGCUGGCGAACGAAGAUAUGUUCUUCAAGCCCGCUCUGCAACUUGGCGCGAUAAUGCUCCCUCAUGAUCGUACGAUAGGGUCGGCCCAGGAAAUUGUGCGGCAAGCCUGCCGAAAUACUCCUGUUGUCCUCCGCUUGCAGAGGGAGCUUGUCAUCGAGAAUAAGAGCCUAGCGGAGACGGCAGCAGGUAUGGCCUUGGACGAAGAGCUUGCUGCGCAGACCAGAAAGUACACGGAAGAAUUGCAGGAGUUGCAGGCAGAGUUGGACAGCGUGAUCGAGAGCCACGACGAACAGGCAGCAAAUGAGCUGGCCAAAGCAAAGCUAGACAUGGAAGCAAAUGUCAAGAGGAUCAACGGAGAGCGACAGAAGCUUGGUAAUAGCUAUGCGAAGGAAAAGGGGGCAAUGACUAAUGAACUAGAAUUAUUGAGGCAGGAUUUGCAGCAGGAGCGAGCAGCUACGGCUAGGACAAGUGCCAAUAUUGCCCGACUUCGCAGAAGAAGCGAACAACAAUUCCGAUACGACCAAGAGCAAAUGGCUAGGCUGGCACAAUCCGCCACCGAUAUCGAGAUUCAGCAGAGGCAGAGGGCGCGACAGAGGGACGGAAUAUUGAACAUGGUAAUACCAGCAGUCCUGAGGCUUUUCCACUAUGCACAAUUACAUGUCUUGAGGCGUUAGCUUGGCUAUUCGAAUUCCUUCUUAUGUUCAAGGUCGAAUGUCAGGAAAAAAAAACACGACCUACAAUUGAUAAAUGCAUACCUUUCUAGCCGGGGAAGUCUACAAUGUGACA
Somion occarium is the source of this 1447-nucleotide messenger RNA. NCBI's taxonomy places the organism in Eukaryota, Fungi, Basidiomycota, Agaricomycetes, Polyporales, Cerrenaceae. The record is from the annotation of a GenBank genome assembly.